GAAGUAUGAAUUUAAAGCAUCAAUACUCAAUUUAAAAACCCAAUUCCAAUCCUAAUUUCCCAAUUGCCGCCAUUAAAUUCUUCCAUGUCAGGUUACAUUCGUUUUGUACAAUGUCUUCGUCGAGUAAUCGCCAUUUCAAUUUCAACACCAAUUCCAAAUUCAACCCUAGAAACUAAUCUUCUUUAUCCUAAAACCCUAAACCCUGAUUUCAAAAAACCCCAAUUUAGCACAAGUUCAUCAUCAGCUGGAGGAGUGUGGAGGGACCCAAAUAGAAUAUCAAUAUGGAGGAGAAAGAAAGAAAUUGGGAAAGAAGGAUUAAUUGUUGCGAAAGAAUUGAAGCGUCUUCAAUCAAAUCCUAUUCGUCUUCAACGUUGUAUUCAAUCUAAUGUUUCCCGCCUUCUUAAAUCUGACCUUGUUUCAGUUCUUGCUGAAUUUCAACGCCAAAACCAAGUCUUUCUUUCCAUGAAGUUGUACGAUGUUGUGCGCAAAGAGAUAUGGUACAGACCAGACAUGUUCUUUUACAGAGACAUGCUCAUGAUGCUCGCAAGGAACAAAAAAGUAGAGGAAGCAAAACGGGUAUGGGGCGACUUAAAGAAAGAAGAGGUCUUGUUUGAUCAGCACACCUUUGGUGAUAUUAUACGGGGUUUUUUGGACAAUGGACUGCCUGAUGAGGCAAUGGAAAUAUAUGAUGAAAUGAGGCAGUCCCCUGAUCCCCCUCUUUCCCUUCCUUUUCGUGUCAUUCUGAAGGGGCUAGUCCCCUAUCCCGAAUUGAGGGAGAAAGUUAAAGCAGACUUCUUGGAGCUUUUUCCUGGUUAUUCUGUUUAUGAUCCUCCUGAAGAUCUUUUUGAAGAUCAAGAAUGGAAAACAGAUAGUGAGUUGGAUUAGAAGGCACGU
Messenger RNA from Amaranthus tricolor (Joseph's coat), 894 nucleotides. Its product is annotated as pentatricopeptide repeat-containing protein At1g62350. The transcript has 2 exons. Lineage: Eukaryota; Viridiplantae; Streptophyta; Magnoliopsida; Caryophyllales; Amaranthaceae. The coding region runs from base 85 to 885 and encodes 266 amino acids. The record is from RefSeq and is a predicted model, not a curated record. Gene Ontology annotation, molecular function: protein binding.